AUGCCAACCAGGCGGAGCUCCGAUUCGGCCGUGCAGCGACCCCUAGGUCUGGAUUUGCACCGCUCCUCGGUUCUGCCUCUGUACAGUGACUACGGGGCAGCGACCGGCGAACUGGGGGGCCUUCCUGCUCUGGGGAGCGUGCCAGGGCGUCACCGACUGUCUGGGAAGGCCGCAGGCUCGCAGUACGAACUCAAGGACAACCCCGGGGUGCACCCUGCCACCUUCGCAACCCACACGGCGCCAGCUUAUUACCCCUACGGCCAGUUCCAGUACGGGGAUCCCGGGCGGCCCAAGAACGCCACGCGCGAGAGCACCAGUACGCUCAAGGCCUGGCUCAACGAGCACCGCAAGAACCCCUACCCCACCAAGGGCGAGAAGAUCAUGCUGGCCAUCAUCACCAAGAUGACGCUCACGCAGGUCUCCACCUGGUUCGCCAACGCGCGCCGGCGCCUCAAGAAGGAGAACAAGGUGACGUGGGGCGCGCGCAGCAAGGACCAGGACGACGGCGCCCUCUUCGGCAGCGACACCGAGGGCGACCCCGAGAAGACCGAGGACGACGAGGAGAUCGACUUGGAGAGCAUCGACAUCGACAAGAUCGACGAGCACGACGGUGACCAGAGCAACGAGGACGAGGAGGACAAGCCCGAGGCGCCGCACGCGCCCGCCGGCCCCGCCGCCCUCAGGGCUGGGCUCUGCCGUGGGGGUGGAGGAACGCCUGUCCGAGCGGCUAGCAGGAGUGCACAGAGAGGACCCCCCACCUGUCCCCCAGUCCUAACCCCUCUGCCUCUUUACCGCUCCCUCGCAGAAAGAGACCUCGUCCCCAGGCCGGAUUCGCCAACACAGCAGUUAAAGUCGCCCUUCCAGCCGGUACGCGACAACUCGCUGGCCCCGCAGGAGGGGACGCCGCGGAUCCUAGCAGCCCUCCCGUCCGCCUGA
Galeopterus variegatus (Sunda flying lemur) is the source of this 936-nucleotide messenger RNA. RefSeq names its product iroquois homeobox 1 (gene IRX1). Gene Ontology annotation, cellular component: nucleus. Gene Ontology annotation, molecular function: DNA-binding transcription factor activity, RNA polymerase II-specific; RNA polymerase II cis-regulatory region sequence-specific DNA binding. Lineage: Eukaryota; Metazoa; Chordata; Mammalia; Dermoptera; Cynocephalidae. The record is from RefSeq and is a predicted model, not a curated record. Bases 1 to 936 code for a protein of 311 amino acids. The transcript is spliced from 5 exons. Gene Ontology annotation, biological process: regulation of transcription by RNA polymerase II; cell development; neuron differentiation.